AUGUCUUCGGCUAAAAUUCGCGACUCCGCGCUAAACGCUAUCAAACGCUAUUUGCAAUCUAGCAAAGUGGAUGCUCUGUCGGUAGACACUGAGCUAAUAACUACUUACCUUCAAUUGUUGGAGGAGCAAUGGAUUCGGUUUUGCGUAGCACAACAAGAGGUGGAACUCACAUGUGGUGACGAGAACGUUUCCAUGGAGGAGCAGGCACGCAUAAAAGAUGAAAUUGAUAAUAUCAUAUCAGCCGAGAUACCAGAUCAAACAAUUGAUCAAGAAUUAUUUGAAGUCGUCACAAAACAUAUGAUUCAUGGCCCAUGUGGCGUACUAAAUAUGAAUUCACCAUGCAUGAUUGAUGGCAAAUGCUCAAAGCGUUAUCCCAGAGCAUUGACUUCCGACACAAUAACAGGCAAUGAUGGAUACCCGUUGUAUCGACGACGGUCUACUGAAGAUAACGGUAAAUCAGUAAUGAUGAACAUACGUCAUCAAGAAAUCAUCGUCGAUAACCGCUGGGUUGUGCCAUAUUCACCACUUCUGUCAAAAAUAUUUCAGUCUCACAUUACCCUUGAGUAUUGUAAUUCCGUCAAGUCAAUCAAAUACAUUUGCAAGUAUGUGAAUAAAGGAAGUGAUAUGGCUGUCUUUGAAGUACCUGAUGCUGACAAUAGGAACGAUGAAAUUACUCGAUAUCAAAUGGGCCGAUGCGUUAGCAGCAAUGAAGCAAUUUGGCAAAAUGGUCAACGUGUUUAUUUUACGACUGAAAAUAUACAGCAGAGAGCAGCACAGCCACCAGCGACUACUUUAACUGCUUUUUUUCGACUUUGUGAAACCGAUACAUUUGCCAGAAGUUUGCUAUAUACUGAUGUACCUCAGUAUUACACAUGGAAUACAUCAUCAAAAGAAUUCCAACGACGUAAACAGGGUACAGCAGUUGAUGGUCACCCAGGUAUAUAUUCAACAGAUGCUUUGGGCAGAAUGUAUACGAUUCAUCCCAACAACGCGGAAUGUUUUUAUUUGCGAUUGCUAUUGGUGAACGUUCAAGCACCAAGAUCGUUCGAAGAUUUGAAAAUAGUUGAUGGUCAUUUAUGUGAGACGUAUCGCGAGGCAUGUCACCUACUGCAUUUGUUGGAAAACGAUUCACAUUGGGAAUCGACGCUUCAAGAUGCAUGUGUUUCAUCUUUACCACAACAAAUAAGAAUGCUUUUCUCGAUUAUAAUAUCAACAUGCAUGCCAUCGAAUCCACUGGAAUUAUGGAACAAAUAUCAAGAUUACAUGACGGAAGAUAUUUUGAUUCGGAUGCGUCGUAGGUCAAAUAAUCCAGAUUUGAUGAUUACCUUGGAAAUGUACAAUGAAGCAUUAAUAAUCAUUGAAGAUAUGUGUCUUAAAAUUGCGCAUAAAGCAUUAUCACAGUUAUCUAUGAUUUCACCUGACCGUCCGAUGCAUGAUUUGAUGGAUCAAGAAUUGCAACGUGAACAACAAUUCAAUUGUGACGAAUUGAUUGAAUUUGUGCAAUCAAAUAUUGACAAAUUAAAUGAUCAACAAAACUAUGUAUAUCAAACAAUUUUGCAAGGUGUUUCUGACAACACUGGCGGAUUAUAUUUCUUGGACGCACUUGGUGGAACCGGAAAAACAUUCAUUAUUACAUUGAUUCUGGCAGCUAUUCGAUCACAGAAAAAAAUUGCUUUGGCUCUUGCUUCUUCUGGAAUUGCUGCCAUUUUAUUGGACGGAGGACGAACAGCACACUCUGCAUUAAAAUUGCCAUUGAACAUGCAAGUGAGUGAAACGCCGACAUGCAAUAUUUCAAGAAAUUCUGCAAUGGGAAAAGUCUUGAAGCAAGUAGCGAUUAUUCUGUGGGAUGAAUGUACAAUGGCCAACAAAAAAUCGCUCGAAGCAUUGGAUCGAACUAUGAAAGAUUUACGCGGAAAUCAACAGCUGUUUGGUGGUGCCUUGAUAUUGUUAUCAGGUGAUUUUCGACAAACAUUGCCAGUUCUUCCUCGAUAA
Messenger RNA from Bactrocera dorsalis (oriental fruit fly), 1992 nucleotides. RefSeq lists its product as uncharacterized. Bases 1 to 1992 code for a protein of 663 amino acids. Gene Ontology annotation, biological process: telomere maintenance; DNA repair. NCBI's taxonomy places the organism in Eukaryota, Metazoa, Arthropoda, Insecta, Diptera, Tephritidae. The transcript has 2 exons. The record is from RefSeq and is a predicted model, not a curated record. Gene Ontology annotation, molecular function: DNA helicase activity.